Mangifera indica (mango) is the source of this 1252-nucleotide messenger RNA. Its product is annotated as transcription factor JUNGBRUNNEN 1-like. NCBI's taxonomy places the organism in Eukaryota, Viridiplantae, Streptophyta, Magnoliopsida, Sapindales, Anacardiaceae. Gene Ontology annotation, molecular function: DNA binding. The transcript has 3 exons. Gene Ontology annotation, biological process: regulation of DNA-templated transcription. The coding region runs from base 87 to 995 and encodes 302 amino acids. The record is from RefSeq and is a predicted model, not a curated record.
CAACUGGCACCGCCUUAAUUUGCUUCAGAAAAAAUAAUAAAAUACAGGUUGAAGAAGAUUCAUGUUGGAGAACCAAUUAAUAUAAUAUGAACCCAGAAAGUAUCUCGAUCUCAAAGGAUUAUGACGGUGAUGAUCAGAUGCAGCAGCAGCUUCCAGGCUUUCGUUUUCAUCCAACAGAUGCAGAACUUGUAGGGUUUUAUCUUCGCAGGAAAGUUGACAAGAAACCAGUCGUUAUUGAACUCAUCAAGCAGAUUGAUAUCUACAAGCAUGAUCCAUGGGAUCUUCCAAUAGUUAGCACUACACCUGAAAAUGAAGGUUACUUCUUCUGCAAAAGAGGGAGAAAGUACAGAAACAGCAUAAGGCCAAAUAGAGUGACGGGUUCUGGGUUCUGGAAAGCAACAGGCAUCGACAAGCCUGUGUAUUCUGAGGGAGGAGAAGGUCGUGAGUGCAUUGGUCUUAAGAAAACACUUGUUUACUACCGUGGAAGUGCAGGAAAAGGCAUCAAAACUGACUGGAUGAUGCAAGAAUUUCGCCUUCUUCCCAAUGAUAAUGCCACCCUCCAAGAAGCGGAAGUAUGGACUGUAUGUCGAAUCUUCAAGCGAAAUGUGUCAUACAGAAAGCUGAUUUCAGGUUGCAGGGAAGCAUCUUCUUCAGCGAAACGCCGUUCAACAUCAAUGGAAACAACCAAUAACACAUACAUGGCUCUGGAUUCAAACAAUCAGCAGGAAACCUACAUCAGUUUCCAAGCCCCAAAUAAGCCGAUGAUGAUCGACGAUCAUUUCAACCAAGUCAGGAACCAGCAGUUAGCUUUACAACAGUUGAGCAGCAGUAACAAUUAUAACACCAUAGCCAAUUCUGGAAUAUCAAUGGCGCCGUCAUCGUCUCCAAGCUUUCAUAAUCCAUAUGGGAAUCAUCAUGAUUUGUUGGCAUAUGAGAACUGGGAUGAGCUCCGACAAGUCGUAGAAUUUGCUUUCGAUCCGAAUUCUCACCCCUGAUUACUAACUCUAGAUGAAGCAUUGUUGUCUUCAGUGAUUCUGUAGAUAGACAACUAAUUAUAUGUCUACGUAACUGCUGUUAUUGUAUGAAACUUUUCAAUUAGAUUGUUGUGUUAUUGAUAGAUAGGAUAAUAGAAAAGUUUGUUAAUAAAGACAGAAUUCGUACUCAAUGGUAGAAUCAAGAGAAUACAUACGAUUUAUUUUUGUAUCUAAAUCAACCUUAUGUGUUAUGUUCGACUGAAUCAAUAUUAUUUCAA